Messenger RNA from Amoebophrya sp. A25, 1651 nucleotides. The record is from the annotation of a GenBank genome assembly. Lineage: Eukaryota; Dinophyceae; Syndiniales; Amoebophryaceae.
CAUGACGGCGUUUCGCAUCGGGGAAGGCUGUUUUUGCUGUCUUUUAGAUUUUAGCAUGACCAAUUGCAGAGUUCUAGUUUAACACGACAUCCUUUGCGACUGAUCAAACGAGUGGUGCAACAAGUGAAAAAGAUGUAUGGUGCAACUACAAAGGGGGUCCAAGGCCAUAUGAGUCGUGGUGGUCGAAAUAGUCGUGGGCGAGAGCUCUAUUACAAUGAAGUUGCUGAGGGAGAAGGUGGUAGUGGCGGAAUAGGGGGCGGCACAACGUCUUCAUCGUCAAGCGCAAGGAUGAUUUCGCCAAGAGUAGACGAAGCAGGUCACAAUAAUAGACAACGCAGUCCCCUGUAAGCGAACAAGAAGAUGAUGGAACUGGGUGAUUGGAGCAUGAACUUCCAGGAUAAACACCAGGGGGUUUAGAUUAAGUAUUGAGAAGAUCAAGAUGAAAGUCAUCGUAACUUUUUUUCUGUUGAUGAUAGAAGAUUAGAAGUUACACUGUUUAUUUUCUUUUGUUUGAGACAUCACGAAUUAUAUCCAUCAGAGGACCUGUUAAUGUGUAUUCUGAGUAGAAGUACUUAGUAUGUUGUAAUAGUUUUAGUUUAUUAAUUUGACUCUCUAAUUCAACAUCACUGGAGAGCAUAAUCAACCAGUACUCAGGUAGAUUUUGAGCAGUGACAUCCAGAUCCAUUCGAACUUACUGGAAGUCAACAACGAUCGCAGCAUAGAAAGCUGGUUAUUAGUAUUAGAAAUCAAAACCAACAGGCAUUGACGUUGUGAUAUAAUCCUAUGAUAGAAUUUUUUUGAGGUUCUACUUGAGUACUUAGUUUAUUAUUUAGCUUGCGAUUACAUUGCGCACCACGACACGAAACCAAAAUCAUGGCAUAUUAUUCGAAAAAUUUGGCGACCAUAAUAUUCUUGAGGAGUUCAGCCCUCGGAGUUGAGCAAUGUCGAUGUCGAUCUAAGUAAGUAUAUCUUUCCAUAAGCUUGAGACUGAGAUUGUAAUUAGGAGUGUUUUUUUCCUAUGAAGAGAUCGAACGCUGCACAGCUGUACUUUCAGAGAAAAUAAUACUGUUUUCACCACAUCAUAAAACGUACCAGAACAGAGUCGUACCAACGUAGUAGAGAAGUGGGACGCUCUUCAUAUACAAGAACUACCAUUCUUAUAGCAGGAUACAACUUUUUAUUCUCAUGAUUUGUUUCCUAGAAAUUCAAGAAGUCAAAGUUGUAUGGGAAAUCAUAUGGUGUCGUACUUCUAGUUGAAAUCUCGUGCAUGAUUGGUGAGAAGAAACUAGUGUUAAAGAGAUUGGUGAGAAGAAACUAGUGUUAAAGAUGUGGUAAAGAAAGAGCCCUACAUUAAUUGACAAUGUAGUAAAGAAAGAGCCCCUUGCACUUCAAAGAUGAGUUGUAUCAAUCUGCUUACAUCAUCGACCAAACACGAGCAAUAUGCUGAGGAACAAGCAUGUCGAACAACAUUCGUUUUUUGAUUUUUUUUGGCGUGACAUCGACAGCUGCAAGGCAGCGUCUUUUUCAGCAGUGAUGUCCUCAUGUCUACUCGUCCUCGCAGUGUGAUGAGCACACUCCUGUUGAUGAACACAAAGUUUCACGCACUCCUGUUGAUGAAAGUGAGCAGGUCAUCAUGGUGCUUCCACGUCAU